Molecule: messenger RNA, 10132 nt
Organism: Astyanax mexicanus (Mexican tetra)
Lineage: Eukaryota; Metazoa; Chordata; Actinopteri; Characiformes; Acestrorhamphidae
Product: mucin-3A-like
Exons: 51
Coding region: 122-10132 (3336 amino acids)
Biological process (GO): cell-matrix adhesion
Cellular component (GO): cell surface
Source: RefSeq, a predicted model, not a curated record
CCUGCCUCACACACACCUGUAGCAUCUCACAGAUCAAAGAAAACUCAGUGAAACUCAGUGAAUGCUGUUCCCUGAUUGAAUUAGUGAACGAUGGUGAACUAGUGAACGAACCCAAACCACAAUGAGGAGAAACAUCAUGAUCUUCAGAGCGCUGGUCCUCGCUCUUCUCUGCACAGGAUGCAGGGCAGCUCUGGUCAGCGCACAGUGCAAUUCGACUCAACUCGACGGAGCAGCAAUAGAACCAUGUAGUCUGAAAAUUAGUGACAUCACCACAACUGCCGACCCCACAGUCAUCACCAAAGCCCUGCCCAGUCUCAGCACCGUCACCGGCUGGAACCAGGGUCAGGCCAACGCCCUCAUCCAGAGCAUCACUAGUGCAGGAUUCCAGAUCAACAGUUCCUCCUCUCUGGUGUCUUUGGGAACUCUUGUUGGAGGCGUUCCCUCUGCAACCAUCAAGAACAUCCCACCCAAUGAGGUUCUGACGGCAUCCCAGAAUCCAACAUUCCUCACCAACAUUCUGUCAGCGCCAGUGAUUCUCCAGAGUUCAGUCGUCCAGAAGAUCAUCUCUGUGGACAAGACUAAAGUGGUGCAGAAUGUUCCAGAUGCUUUGGCAGCAUAUGUUCCCCCAGUGCUGCUGACAAACCUGAAAUCUGUUGAUGUUACACUGAUCAAUAAGAAGAGCUGGAGUCAACAACAGGCUGCUGUUCUGUUUGAAGCAGUUUCUAGAGUCGCAGCCGAUCCGGAAGAGCUGUCAGAGUCAUUACUGCAGGGAUUCAGCUGCAGCUCAGUUAAGGAUCUUUCACUACAGAAGAUCAGACAGCUGGUGAAAGCCUGUAGACCACGUUCAGGCAGGAACAAGGUCGUCCUGAAUGAACCUCAGCUGAUCUGCAUGUACAACUAUGUGAAAAAUGACUCCACAUUGAGUUACACUGACCUUCCUCCUGAAGUGCUUCUCUACUACAGUUAUGAUAAGGUGCCGAAGGAGAACUGCAGGUCGUACUUCAGUGCUCUGGGUUCAGCAGAUUUUUCAGUUCUUUCCAGCGUUCUCAACAAACAGUCCGUCUUGUUCAGCAACGCUCAGAACUGCCUGGGUAUAUCUGGUACUAGCCUGAACAGGGAUCAGGUGGGGGUUCUGGGUAAUAUGAUCUGCACUCUGAACCCAUCCUACAUCCAGAACUCUGAUCCACUCAUCCUGGAGAAACUGAAGAACUGUGGAGAUCUUUCUGACGCUCAGAUCACCGCCAUACAGACACUGCUAUUCUCUGGAAACACUCAGUAUGGUAAUCCCACAGAGUGGAAUCUGAAGACUCUGGAGCAGCUGGAAGUUCUACCUCUCUACCUCAAAAAAGACUUCUGGGACAAAUUCAGCUCUUCUGUGAAAGAAAUAUAUCUGAAGUCAUUUAUCCCAUUCCUGAGGAAGAGGAAAACCCAUAAGUGGAAGAUGAGUAGACUUUCUGGAGCAUCCACAGUUAGCAGAUUCAGACGUUCUGCAGACUGUACUGUCGGCACCAUCACGGCAAUUAAGAUUGCAGAGGAAUGGUUUCCUUUUGACUACGACUCCACCCAGUUUGAUUUGUGUCUGGAUGUUACUGUACUAAAUGAUAACCUGGCAGCGGUUACUGAGAAAGUGGUGGAUGAAAGCUUCCAGAUGAUCAUUCUGGACAAACUGAACCAGCUUUACCCAUCAGGUCUUCCAGAGAGUGUAGUACAGUUACUGGGCUCCACAUCCCGUGUAGCCAAUGUUAGUGACAUCAGCAAGUGGAACAUCACCACUAUUGAUACCCUGUCCUCACUGAUGAACCCAGAUGAUGGAGACUGGACUUCAGAUCAGAGUAAAGCAGUGAUUAUGAAGUAUCUCAGUGUGGAGGGGAACACUCUGGGAACUGUUGAAAUAAAUGUCAUCAGCUCCAACCUCUGUUCUUUGGAUGUCAGCAUCCUCAAGACCAUCACUGCUGAUAAUCUGCAGAAUGCAAAUAUUUUGGACAUCUCUUCAUGCUCUACUGAUCGAAAAUCAGCUCUGUACAGCAUCGCCAACUCCUCAUUCAGCAGCCAACGAAGUGACCCCACAAUGUUCAUCCUGCUCAUCAGCCCUUACUUAGGUGGAGCUCCAGUGGAAGAUAUAAGAGCUCUUUCUACUCAGAACAUCAGCAUGGACAUCAGCACCUUCCUCAGUCUGAACCCUGCUGUAAUUAUGGACCUGAGUGUGAGCAUGGUGCAGGAUCUGAUGGGGGUGAACAUUGCUGAUCUGAAGACGUUUGAGGAAUCUUCAGUAAUUCAGGCCUGGGUGGCUCAGCAGAAACAGUCUGAAUUAAACACCCUGAAUAUUGACCUGCAGGGGGGUAUAGAUGAUAUCAACACCUCUACAUCUGCUCCAGUUACCAGUACUUCCAUAACUGACAGUGAAACCACCACCAUCUCUACUGAAACCACCACCACUGCUGCUGAAACCACCACCACUGCUGCUGAAACCACCACCACAGCUGCUGAAACCACCACCACUGCUGCUGAAACCACCACCACUGCUGCUGAAACCACCGGCACUGCUGCUGUAACCACAAAUACUGCUGCUGCUGAAACAUCCACCACUGCUGCUGAAACCACCACCACUCCUGAUGCAACCAGCACCACCGGUGCUAAAUUUACAACUCCUGUUGCAACCACCACCACUGCUGCCACUGAAACCACCAUUUCUGCUGCUGAAACCACCACAACUUCUGUUACAACAACCUCUAGUGCUGAAACCACCACAACUACUGUUGAAACAACCCCCACCACUGUGGAAAUCACCAUCACUGCUGCUAAAACCAGCACAACAUUUGUUUCAAUGACCUCAACUGCUGCUGAAAUCACCACCCCAACUCAUGUUACAACGACCUCAACUGGGGCUGAAACCUCCACCACAACUCCUGUUGCAACGAUCUCAACUGCUGCUGAAAUCACCACCCCAACUCAUGUUGCUACCAACUCAACUGCUACUGAAAUCAACACCACAACUCAUGUUGCAACGAUCUCAACUGCUGCUGAAAUCAACUCCCCAACUCCUGUUGCAACAACCUCAACUGCUGCUGAAAUCACCACCCCAACUCAUGUUGCAACGAUCUCAACUGCUGCUGAAAUCAACUCCCCAACUCCUGUUGCAACAAGCUCAACUGCUGCUGAAAUCACCACCCCAAUUCCUGUUGCAACAACCUCAACUGCUGCUGAAAUCACCUCCCCAACUCAUGUUGCAGCGACCUCAACUGCUGCUGAAGUCACUACCCCAACUCAUGUUGCAGCGACCUCAACUGCUGCUGAAAUCACUACCCCAACUGCUGUUGCAUCGACCUCAACUGCUGCUGAAAUCACUACCCCAACUCCUGUUGCAACAACCUCAACUGCUGCUGAAAUCACCUCCCCAACUCAUGUUGCAACGACCUCAACUGCUGCUGAAAUCACCUCCCCAACUCAUGUUGCAUCAACCUCAACUGCUGCUGAAAUCACCUCCGCAACUCCUGUUGCAUCAAACUCAACUGCUGCUGAAAUCACCACCCCAACUCCUGUUGCAAUGACCUCAACUGCUGCUGAAAUCACCUCCCCAACUCCUGUUGCAUCAACCUCAACUGCUGCUGAAAUCACGUCCGCAACUCCUGUUGCAAUGACCUCAACUGCUGCUGAAAUCACCUCCCCAACUCCUGUUGCAUCGACCUCAACUGCUGCUGAAAUCACCACCCCAACUCCUGUUGCAAUGACCUCAACUGCUGCUGAAAUCACCUCCCCAACUCCUGUUGCAUCGACCUCAACUGCUGCUGAAAUCACCACCCCAACUCCUGUUGCAUCAACCUCAACUGCUGCUGAAAUCACCUCCCCAACUCAUGUUGCAUCAACCUCAACUGCUGCUGAAAUCACAUCCGCAACUCAUGUUGCAUCAACCUCAACUGCUGCUGAAAUCACAUCCGCAACUCAUGUUGCAUCGACCUCAACUGCUGCUGAAAUCACCACCCCAACUCCUGUUGCAAUGACCUCAACUGCUGCUGAAAUCACCUCCCCAACUCCUGUUGCAUCGACCUCAACUGCUGCUGAAAUCACCACCCCAACUCCUGUUGCAUCAACCUCAACUGCUGCUGAAAUCACCUCCCCAACUCAUGUUGCAACAACCUCAACUGCUGCUGAAAUCACCACCCCAACUCAUGUUGCAUCAACCUCAACUGCUGCUGAAAUCACCACCCCAACUCAUGUUGCAUCAACCUCAACUGCUGCUGAAAUCACCACCCCAACUCAUGUUGCAACAACCUCAACUGCUGCUGAAAUCACCACCCCAACUCAUGUUGCAUCAACCUCAACUGCUGCUGAAAUCACCUCCCCAACUCAUGUUGCAUCAACCUCAACUGCUGCUGAAAUCACCACCCCAACUCAUGUUGCAUCAACCUCAACUGCUGCUGAAAUCACCUCCCCAACUCAUGUUGCAUCAACCUCAACUGCUGCUGAAAUCACCUCCCCAACUCAUGUUGCAUCAACCUCAACUGCUGCUGAAAUCACCUCCCCAACUCCUGUUGCAUCAACCUCAACUGCUGCUGAAAUCACCACCCCAACUCAUGUUGCAUCGACAUCAACUGCUGCUGAAAUCACCACCCCAACUCAUGUUGCAUCGACAUCAACUGCUGCUGAAAUCACCACCCCAACUCAUGUUGCUACGACCUCAACUGCUCCUGAAACCACCACCCCAACUUCUGUUGCAUCAACCUCAACUGCUGCUGAAAUCACCACCCCAACUCAUGUUGCAACAACCUCAACUGCUGCUGAAAUCACCACCCCAACUCAUGUUGCUACGACCUCAACUGCUGCUGAAAUCACCACCCCAACUCAUGUUGCAACAACCUCAACUGCUGCUGAAAUCACCACCCCAACUCAUGUUGCUACGACCUCAACUGCUGCUGAAAUCACCACCCCAACUCAUGUUGCAACAACCUCAACUGCUGCUGAAAUCACCACCCCAACUCAUGUUGCAUCAACCUCAACUGCUGCUGAAAUCACCUCCCCAACUCCUGUUGCAUCAACCUCAACUGCUGCUGAAAUCACCACCCCAACUCAUGUUGCAUCGACAUCAACUGCUGCUGAAAUCACCACCCCAACUCAUGUUGCAUCAACCUCAACUGCUGCUGAAAUCACCUCCCCAACUCCUGUUGCAUCAACCUCAACUGCUGCUGAAAUCACCACCCCAACUCAUGUUGCAACAACCUCAACUGCUGCUGAAAUCACCACCCCAACUCAUGUUGCUACGACCUCAACUGCUGCUGAAAUCACCACCCCAACUCAUGUUGCUACGACCUCAACUGCUCCUGAAACCACCACCCCAACUUCUGUUGCAUCAACCUCAACUGCUGCUGAAAUCACCACCCCAACUCAUGUUGCAUCAACCUCAACUGCUGCUGAAAUCACCACCCCAACUCAUGUUGCAUCAACCUCAACUGCUGCUGAAAUCACCUCCCCAACUCCUGUUGCAUCAAACUCAACUGCUGCUGAAAUCACCACCCCAACUCCUGUUGCAAUGACCUCAACUGCUGCUGAAAUCACCACCACAACUCCUGUUGCAACGACUUCAACUGCUGCUGAAAUCACCACCCCAACUCAUGUUGCAUCAACCUCAACUGCAGCUGAAAUCACCACCCCAACUCAUGUUGCAACGACCUCAACUGCUGCUGAAAUCACCACCUUAACUUCUGUUGCAACGCCCUCAACUGCUGCUGAAAUCACCACCCCAACUCAUGUUGCAUCAACCUCAACUGCUGCUGAAAUCACCUCCCCAACUCAUGUUGCAUCAACCUCAACUGCUGCUGAAAUCACCACCCUAACUCCUGUUGCAAUGACCUCAACUGCAGCUGAAAUCACCACCCCAACUCCUGUUGCAUCAACCUCAACUGCUGCUGAAAUCACCUCCCCAACUCAUGUUGCAACGACCUCAACUGCUGCUGAAAUCACCACCCUAACUCCUGUUGCAUCAACCUCAACUGCUGCUGAAAUCACCUCCGCAACUCAUGUUGCAACGACCUCAACUGCUGCUGAAAUCACCACCCUAACUCCUGUUGCAAUGACCUCAACUGCUGCUGAAAUCACCACCCUAACUCCUGUUGCAAUGACCUCAACUGCUGCUGAAAUCACUACUGUUGGAACCACAACUAGUCUGUCUGAAUCCUCCACCACUGCUAUUGGCAGCACCACCACAUCAGAUUUCUGCACAUUCCUCAACAACUACAACAGUAUCGACCAGUACCUGGAGAAGGAGCCGGUUGUAUCUGCAGCUGUGGGCAGGCAGACGUUGGCAUGUGUUUGGUCUCGUGCUCUCAGUGCGUCGUCUCAGGAUGAGGUGGAUCAGUGGUUUAAUGUCAGACUGGGUCGGUACCUGCCCUUCCUCAGCUCUCAGCUCAUCAACUCCACUCAGCUCAGCGGCGCCUCCUGCCUGUCCUACAGGAAACUGGUUUCAGUUCUGGGGAACAACUAUAAUUUCUCAGGCACUGAUUUCACCCCAGCUGAUGUCUACAGCUCUAUAAAGUCUUAUCUGAAAAGCAGUGAUGGAUCUCCACGCUGUUAUAACCCCUCUGAUCCCAUUCUGAACUCCACUGCCUGGUUUUCUAACAACAUUGGAUUCUUCAUCACCUUCAUCACCCUCACUGACCUCCAGUCCUUUUUAUCAGACAGCAAGAUCGGUGUGUUCCUGGAAAAUCCUCAGAAUCUCCAGCUGUUUAACAACACAGCAAUUUCAGCCGACGUCACCAAAUACUACAGCUCCCAGUUAUUCAUCCAGAACCCUGCAUUAAACCCCCUCAGUUUUCAAGGUGUUCUCUCGUGUGGAGCUCCUGGCUCUGUGUUCAUGUCUAUUGGAUCUGAAAAUGCCAAGACCAUGCUGGACAACAUUAAUAAAUUCUGCAGUGCGAUUGAUCCCCAGGUCUCAGCAGCACUAGUCAGAAACUUCCCCACUAUAUCCACCUCCACCAUCCAGACACUUGGAAACCAGAGUGUUGGUCUGACACAGGGUCAGAUAUCCACUCUGACCCCCACUGUGAUUAACAGUACUCUGCCUACACUCAGCACCGUCACAGGCUGGAACCAGGGUCAGGCCAACGCCCUCAUCAAGAGCAUCACUAGUGCAGGAUUCACUAUCAACAGCGCCUCCUCUCUGGUGUCUUUGGGAACUCUUGUUGGAGGCGUUCCCUCUGCAACAAUCAAGAACAUCCCAUCCACUCAGGUUCUGACUGCAUCCCAGAAUCCAAAAUUCAUCACCAACAUUCUGUCAGCGCCAGUGAUUCUCCAACGUUCAGUUGUCCAGAAGAUCAUCUCUGUGGACAAGACUAAUGUGGUGCAGAAUGUUCCAGAUGCUUUGGCAGCAUAUGUUCCCCGAGUGCUGCUGACAAACCUGAAAUCUGUUGAUGUUACACUGAUCAAUAAGAAGAGCUGGAGUCAACAGCAGGCUACAGUGCUGUUUGGAGCCGUUUCUAAAUCCACAGUUGAUACAGAAGUGCUGUCAGAGUCAUUACUGCAGGGAUUCACCUCCAGCUCAAUAAAGACUCUAUCACAGCAGAAGAUCAGACAGCUGGUAACAGCCUGUAGACCACGUCCAGACAGGAACAAGGUCGUCCUGAAAGAGUCUCAGCUGUCCUGCAUGUACAAUGCUAUGAAAUAUGACACAACUCUGAGCUUCACUGACGUACCUUCAGACAUGCUGCUCUACUACAGCUAUAGUAGGGUUAAGACAGUGAACUGCAGGUCGUACUUCAGUGCUCUGGGUGCAGCAGAUUUCUCGGUUCUUUCCAGCGUUCUCAGCAAACAGACGUUGUUCAAGAACGCUCAGAGCUGCCUGGGUAUAUCUGGGUUUAAGCUGAGCAAGGAUCAGGUGGGGGUUCUGGGUAAUAUGAUCUGCACACUGAACCCAUCCUACAUCCAGAACUCUGAUCCACUCAUCCUGGAGAAACUGAAGAACUGUGGAGAUCUUUCUGACACUCAGGUCACCGCCAUACAGACACUGCUAUUCUCUGGAAACACUCAGUAUGGCAAUCCCUCAGCAUGGAAUCUGAAGACUCUGCAGCAGCUGGGAAUUCUACCCCUCUACCUCAAGCAAGACUUCUGGGGAAAAUUUACUUUUAAUAUAAGAAAAAUGUUUUUAAAAUCAUUCCUGCCAUUCCUGAAGAAGUUGAAAACCCCUCAAGGGAAGCUGAGCAGAUUGAUCACAUCAUGUACAGUUACCAGAUCCAGACGUUCUGCAGACUGUACUGUCGGCACCAUCACAGCUGUGACGAUCGAGGAUGAAACGUUUCCUAUUGACUAUGACUCCACCCAGUUUGAUUUGUGUCUGGAUGUUACUGUACUAAAUGAGAACCUGGCAGCGGUUACUGAGAAAGUGGUGGACACCAGCUUCCAGAUGAUCAUUCUGAACAAACUGAACCAGCUUUACCCAUCAGGUCUUCCAGAGAGUGUAGUACAGUUACUGGGCUCCACAUCCCGUGUUGCCAAUGUUAGUGACAUCAGCAAGUGGAGCAUUACCACAAUUGAUACCCUGUUCUCACUGAUGAACCCAGAUGAUGGAGACUGGACUUCAGAACAGAGUAAAGCAGUGAUUAUGAAGUAUCUCAGUGUGGAGGGGAACACUCUGGGAAUGGAUGAACUAAAUGCCAUUGACUCCAACCUCUGUUCAUUGGACAUCAGCGUCCUCAAGACCAUCACUGCUGAUAGUCUGGGAAAUACAAAUACAUAUGACAUCUCUUCAUGCUCUACUGAUCAGAAAUCAGCUCUGUACAGCAUCGCCAACUCCUCUUUCAGCAGCGAACGAAGUGACCCCACAACAUUCUUCCUGCUCAUCAGCCCUUACUUAGGUGGAGCUCCAGUGGAAGAUAUAAGAGCUCUUUCUACUCAGAACAUCAGCAUGGACAUUAGCACCUUCCUCAGUCUGAACCCUGCUGUAAUUAUGGACCUGAGUGUAAGCACAGUGCAGGAUCUGAUGGGGGUGAACAUUGCUGAUCUGAAGACGUUUGAGGAAUCUUCAGUAAUUCAGGCCUGGGUGGCUCAGCAGAAACAGUCUGAAUUGAACACCCUGAAUAUUGACCUGCAGGGGGGUAUAGAUGAUAUCAACACCUCUACAUCUGCUCCAGUUACCAUUGAUGUUAAUACCAACGCUACUGAAAGUCACACUAGUACAACUGCUUUUGAGAGCAUCACCAGUAGUAGUCAGGGGACAUCUACAGUUGUUUUUUGUCAAGGUGUAGACAGCCACCUACUUGAGACUCAGCUCCAAUCUGAAGAUUCAUCAGAAGUUCUCUGCAGCUUCAAUAUUUCUCUUUACGCCUGUUCAUCUAUUGCUGUUCUGUCCUCCAAAAAUCUGACCUCACUUCUGACAUGUAAAUUGUCAAGCAACAUCAGCUAUUCCACAGAGAUCUGGACCCUUUUUUUCCAAAGAUUUUCAGCACAGCUGGAUGAAGCUCUGGAUGCAUACUCCAACAUGACUCUCAUCGCCAGUCUGACCGACCCGCAUGUUCUCGAUGCCAUCGGUGAGGUGAAAGUCAACAACUUCACCGAGGAACAGCUUACGGAUGCUGUUUUUAUCAACAAGUGGUUCCAGAUCAGGCUCAGACCAUUUUUAUCCACAGCAUCAAAGGAUUUCCUUUCUCAUCUCAGUUCCAAGAAAUUUAACUGUCUGAGCUACCAAGUUGUUGUGGAGGCUUUCAGUUCUCAAGAACCUCUAAUGAAGAACCAGCAGAAACUUUCGGUCAUUACCGAUUUCAUCAUUCCUUUCCUGUCAAGAGCUGACCUGUCAGAUGCCGGGUGCAUGUCCAGUACUUCUGGAAGUAGGAACUGGCUAUUGAAGAACUUUGGCAAGUUCUCCAAGUAUGCAACUUUGGAAGAGCUGGACAUUCUAAAUUCAGAUUUCUCCAGUUUUGAUUCUUUGGAUCUGCUGACCCCAAGCCAAGCAGCUGAACUCACUCUGACCUCUGGACCACUGAACAGCACAAGUCAGAUCGACCGAGUGUUUGACAGACUAAAGACUGGAGAUGCUUUCAACAACGUGGAUGAAUUUUUAACAACGCUCUCUGAUCUGAAGGUAAGUGGCACGCUUAAACUACCUCAAAUUUGUUGCUCAACAACCCAUGCAAUGAGGCGGCAUCCAUGA